Molecule: messenger RNA, 874 nt
Organism: Perca fluviatilis (European perch)
Lineage: Eukaryota; Metazoa; Chordata; Actinopteri; Perciformes; Percidae
Exons: 1
Coding region: 80-874 (264 amino acids)
Source: RefSeq, a predicted model, not a curated record
GCCAAUAACAAAACCACUGCAUACAGCUAUAGGGAACCAAUGCGUCCUCCAUCCAUAUGUUGUUUCUCCCACGGUUCCUAUGAACCUCCUUGGCAGAGAUCUCCUCAUAAAACUGGGCGUGUCUAUCCUGUGUUGUGCUGAUGGAAUAUUACUGACUUUCCCUGACGGCCGUCAAAUGACCUGUUCUGAAGGAAACCAGGGCCACGGACAAUACAUCCUUUCCCCCACCUCUGACUCCUACGCUGACAUUUACUGGGCUAUGUUGUCUCCAGAAGGCCCGGGCUCCGGGGGCAUCCUGAAACAGUUCUUCCUCUGGAAGCCCUGGAUCUCGCAAGUUGCACCCUUUGUCCCUCCCCCAGAUCCCUCACAUGUCACCCUAAAUUAUGAUGUCCACUCUGAUCUCUGUUAUCAAGACGCUUUUGACACGAUAGCGGACACCAGAUGGGAGAUCUUCACCCAAAACAUCUUUGUGGGACCAGAGGGCGUAGCCGCCUCGGUCCAGCUAACUCCUGAACAGUCGCCAUGGUUUGUUAUGACUGAGGAAUCUGCCCCACAUGUUUCACUUGCACUGCACCCAGGGUAUGAGGCCAAAUCAUUAGGUCCGAUGGUCAAGACAGCCCUGACUGCCACCGACUGGACACUCACUCCUCUCCCCAAGGUUCAAUACUCUCCCUCCACCAAAACCUUCCGCAUUCUCUGUGAGGGUCGAGACACAGCUUUUCUCCAACAUGACUUAAUUGCUAGGCACCAUGGUAGGGAAAGGACUGACCAUCAAGAUGCUAAAGCCAUGUUAGAUGGUCUUCCCACCACUCUCUGGUCACAAACACCGACUGAUGUAGGUUUAGUGCAUUGUGCCCCCCGACCUUUCGCCUAG